This is a messenger RNA of Drosophila subobscura, 2679 nucleotides long. It is a transcript of the gene Glut4EF, whose product is annotated as probable serine/threonine-protein kinase mps1. Bases 300 to 2642 code for a protein of 780 amino acids. NCBI's taxonomy places the organism in Eukaryota, Metazoa, Arthropoda, Insecta, Diptera, Drosophilidae. The record is from RefSeq and is a predicted model, not a curated record. Gene Ontology annotation, biological process: regulation of transcription by RNA polymerase II. The transcript has 8 exons. Gene Ontology annotation, cellular component: nucleus. Gene Ontology annotation, molecular function: DNA-binding transcription factor activity; RNA polymerase II cis-regulatory region sequence-specific DNA binding.
AGGAAAGUGAACGUGAAACAUACGGAAAAGUGCAAAAAUUAAAAUCGAGUGCAAUAAGUGCAAGGAAAAAGUGUGUCCCACCCAGUGCGGAAAAUGUGGCGAGUUAGCAAAGCUAAAAUCUGGCACUGAGUUUGUAGAAACAGCACAAAAAGAAGAGUUAGAAUUCGGUUCCAAGCGGAUCUUGAAUCAAAGUUUAAAGCAACAAAAAGAAAAACAAUAACGCAGUUUGCGGGAUUAAGUAAUCCCGUAGAAUUGAGAUUUUCGAGAGAGAGAAAUCGCCAGAAAAGCAACGUACAAAAAUGUCCACCGGUCGUCGUUUGGCAAAACGCUCAAUCAUUGGCACCAAGGUGUGCGCCCCGGGUCCCGAGGGACUCCUGUAUUCGGGCGUCAUCGUCGAUGUGAAGACGCCUCCGUCGUAUAUGUCGGGCAAGGCUCUGGCACCGCUGUCACCGCCACCGCCGCCGCCGCCCACCUUCCUGGCCCCCGGGGAGCCACAGCUGAACGCGGACACGCGCUAUCUCGUCCGUUUCGAUUUCAAAACGCAGCAGCUUCCGAUGCAACACGCUGCCCCGUCGACAGUGUCCGCGUCCUCGUCAUCGUCUACGUCCACGUCCCCUUCGGACGCAUCGGUCAUCGUGGAGGCCCGCCGGGUCGCCAGCGUGCACAUCAGUCCGGCCCAGGCUCUGCGCCGGAACGCCAUGAUUAAGGAGUUCCGCGAAUCGGAUCUUAUUGGACCCGGCUUCCGCUCGAUUAUGGGCAUACAGCUGCAGCCCGGCCAGCGAGUUUUUCUCACCUACAACGGACGCGAGCAGAGCGGCGAUGUGGUGGAGCACGAUGCCAGCAAGGACGAGGUGGUUGUCAAGAUAACCACAGUUGGAAAUGAGGAACCGAUUGAGCUGAAAAAGCGUCUGGAGGAGGUGCGUCUGCUCGAAUCGAGACGCUCGGCACGUCUGGCCGACCAGGAUCGCGACACGGACUUUGCCCGGCUCGCCGACAUGAGUGGGGACCGUCGCCGCACCACCACCCACAGUAUUGAGGUGCUACCACAUCUGACGGGCCACAGCAACUCGAGGAAACGUCCGUCCAGCGAUCAUCAGGACUAUGGCAGCAAUCCGGGCAACGAGGAUCAGAUGGUGGAAUGCAAUGCCGCCAUGAUUCUCAUGAAGCUGCACAAUCCCAAUGGCGUGUCUGACCAUUGUCUGGGCUCCAGUCCCGGCAGCAGCUCAUCGGCCUCCUGGAGCUCCGGCUCCGCCUCACCGCCCCUCAGCGAUGAUGGCCACGGGCAUGGCCAUCACAGCCCGAACAUAUUGUCGCCGCACGAUGCGGCCAAUGCACGCAUACGCACAACAUCGGUGUCCACCUCGGACGAGGGCAUUGUCAUUGAUUUCAAGGAUGAUCGCAAGAAAAAGGUGAGUGCCAUGAGGUCUCUUAUCCCGCAUUAUGGCUCAACCUUCGCAUCGCCCACUGCCAGAACUUCCCGCAAGUUCCGCUGUACCUAUCCAAAUUGUAGCUUCAAGGAGCACGAUGAAUCGAAAAUGAAACGUCACAUUAGUAUCAAUCAUUUGAGCAAAGAGGAGCCCGACUCCGGCGACUAUGACUCCUGCAGCGAGCACGAGGAGGAUUUCUACUACACAGACGAUGACGGCGAUGAUGAGUUGGUGAAAAAGCCUAGUCUAGCCUCGGAGCCCACGCUCAGCCACCGGGACAUGGCACGUCCACCGCACGAGGAUCCCGAAUACCAAAAACUGAUUGUCGGGAACUUCAAGCAAGGACGAGCUUUGCAUAAUUAUAACCACCAAACGCAUCAGCAGCAGCUGACGACGGCACAUCACAGCGGCGGCGGGCGGGGCAUGCACCACAUAAGCAGCAUCCCGAGCAACCAGCAGCAGCAGCUGCAGAACAACAACACCAGCUGCACACCGACAUCGCACCUGGCCCACCACAACUACACAAGUGGAUGGCCGACCAGCAGCCCGGGGGCGAACACGACGGCCAUGCCGUCCCCGGUGUCCACGCUGAACAAGCACGCUCGCACAUCGUCUUCUCGUCCGUCCCACUCGGUAGCGCCAUAUCCAUCACCGACGUUCGUCCAGCAACAGCAGCAACAGCAACAUCACCGGCACAGUUCUUCUUCGAGCAACAACAGCAAUCCGGUGAGCCCGGUCAUCCACUGCAACAGCAGUGCCAACAAUAUGCUGCAGCAGCUGUCGCAACAGAACGUGACGGUGACGGCGCACGCGCACCACAGCCAGGUGCAGCACCACCUGUCCAGUGUGACCAUAACGCCAAACUAUCAUCCGACCCAACAGCAGCAGCAGCAGCAGUCGCUGCCGCCGCACCAGAGCCAACAACAACACCAGGAACAGCAGCCGCCGCAUCCGCACCAGCCACAUGUGCGCGGCCAGCAACAAUCAACUGCCAGCAACCUGGUUGCAAACAACAACAACAACAACAACAGCAUGCCUCUGCAGCACGUUGCCGUGCAACAGUCUGUGGGCGUGGCCAAGCACACGCCCAACUCCCCGAAUCGUCGCACGCGGGGCGAGAACAAGAAGUGCCGCAAGGUGUACGGCAUGGAGAAGCGCGACCAGUGGUGCACUCAGUGCCGGUGGAAGAAGGCUUGCAGCCGCUUCGGCGACUGAAAGCGGCAGAAGUCGUCGACGGAGGCGGUCAACCAGG